AUGAUGGCUCAUGAAGACAGUGGUUGGGUUUUUGAUUCAUUGGUAGGAUUUCUUCAAGGUCCAAUAUGGUCAGCACCUCUUUUAACAUUUAUUGAAGAAAGAUCUCUCAUUUUUGAAGCAGACUUACAGGAUAGUCAAGAGUAUCAUGAAGUUUAUCAAGAGUAUAAAAAUUUGGUUGAUUUAUUAUUGGGCUGUUAUAUGGAAGAUAUGGGAAUUACACCAGAACAAUUUGAACAUGCAUGCACAGUUAAUAAACAAACGCGAAUGCCUAUUCAUUUUCAGCAGUCUCUAUUCGAACAAAUUUGGGCAGCAAAUGAGUAUGAAAUAUUUAAACGAAUGAUGAUACAAAAGAAUUUGGAGUUGCAAUUACAAACACUUGAAAUGUUGGAACAAAAAUUUGGACUUACACCAGCAUCAUUGACUUACAAUACUGAAGGUAUUCCUGAUGAAGACCUUGCUAUGGAAGAAAUACUGAAUAAAAAAAUUAAAGAGUCCGAAGAAGAUGAUGAUAAUCUAGUAGAGACAGAAGCAGAUCUUGAAAAGGCACAUGAAAUUUUAUACAAUCAAUAUCAAAAUGAACGAGCUGUGUUGGAAGAAACGAUAAGAGCAUCAGCACAAUUACCAGAUCCGCCAGCUGAACCAGAAGAAUUAGUCCAGCGUCCAAUUGAAUCUUGUUCGGAGCUUGACAAAUUACCAUCAUUGAAACCAUCUAAAAUUCUAACGCCACUUGCUCCAAUACCUAAAGAAGAAGAUGAAAAGCUGGAUCUUCCAGAAGAAAAUAAACAAGAAACAAAAGAAGAAAACCAAGAAGAUAUAAAAAAAAGAGAGGGUUAUUUAAAAGCACGAAGAGAUAAAUUAGUAGCACUGAAAAAACAAGCUAGAAAUCAGCGAUUAGAGAUGACAAAAGCACGUCCAAGUUCAGCUAGAAAUGUUGCGGAAGCAACGAUGCAAGGUAAACAAGAUUUGGAAAAUCCGCAAGCAGCUGGUCCAUCUCUUCAAGUUCGAAAAGCUCUGGCAGCACGUCUCAGAGCUGAAGUUGUCAGGCAAUAAAAUUUAUUUAAAACCUUUUUUAACUAUAGAUUUAAUAUAAACAAUAUUAAUAAUCAAACAAUAAGUUAUUGGUAUUCACUCACGGUAGUCAAAAUUUCUUCUAAAUUUAAAUUUAUUCAAUUAAAUAUUUCCUCGCACUUCUACAUCACACUUUUACUCAUUAUAUAACACGCAUUCAUCAUAUUACUCUCUAUAUUUCAUUGCCAAAUUUAUGGAGAGCAUUAGAUCAUUAUCAUAAAAUGAUCCACAUUUCAUUUGUAUCAAUUGAAUUCAUUCAUUUAUUACUUUGUUUUCUUUUUUUUUUUUAUUAUUAAUUUUAAUUGUUACUUAAUUAUUUAAAUUUAUUAUUAAUUGUUUAUUUUAUUAUUAUCUUACCAAACUACUAAAAAUGUUCAUUUGAACUUGAUCAAUUAUUUACAAUCUCACGCUGUUAUAAUAGACAAAAAUUAAUGAUUAAGCAAAUAUUUAUUAUAAAUAAAAAUAAUAAUAAUUCUGCUUAACUUUACUUUAACGUAAAAUUUUAAUUUAUCAUUUCAGUUUUAUAAUCAACAGAUUAAAUUUUUUUUUAUUUCUUAUAAUAAUUAUUAUUAUUAUUUUCAAUUUGUCUACGAAUUCUCGUUGCUUCUAUGAAUUUUGUAAAAAUAAAAUGCAAGAUAUUUUUUUAUUAUUUUAAUAUUAGUAUUAUUAUUAUUAUUAUAAUUAUUAUUAUUAUUAUUAUUUUUUUUUUUCAAUUUAACUUUAUGGUCCUAUCGCCACUUGAUGUACUCUCGAUAAUUUUAUAUAGUUGGGUUGUAUACAAAGGUCACGAAUUGUUUAUUUUUCUUCUAUAAAAAAUUUCUGUAUACUGCAUGUUUGUUAAAAAUAAAAAAAAAUAACAAAAAAUAUAAUCCAGAUAAAGUAAUGUGACUUAUUAUAAUAAAAUAUAAAACACCGAAUAUUUAAGUAUGAUAAUAAGAUAAUCCUGUACGUAAUGUUAUUUUUGUUAUAAUUAAUAUUAUAAUUAUAUCGAUGUAACAUUUGUAAAAUCUAUAGUGAUCAAUGGGUCGGUAUUGUAUACAAAAUGUUUCAGAAGUCUGUUUUGAUCACUUUCAUGGUUAUCAAAAAUCUAAAUUUUUAUCUUAAUUAUUUUAUUAUUAUUUUUUUCCGUAUGCAAAUGCCCAAAAUAAAUUUUAGGCCUUGUAGAACAUUACCUUAAGUGAGUGAGAUCCUUUUUACAAAAUGAACUUAUGAUACUAUUUUAAGUUUUGUGUAGUUAAAAAAUCUUUGUAAUUAUUUACAAAAAUAAAAUUCAUUUUGACAUGUACAUGGAUUUUAUUGUUAUUUAAUAAAAUGUUUUUUUUUUUUUUGCAUAUUUACGCACGUCAGAUAUUUAUUAUUUCCAAUUAUGCUUAAUUGUAAAUCGCAACAGAGUCUGAAUCAUUUUGCA
Messenger RNA from Microplitis demolitor, 2476 nucleotides. Its product is annotated as cilia- and flagella-associated protein 36. The coding region runs from base 1 to 1050 and encodes 349 amino acids. The transcript is spliced from 5 exons. The record is from RefSeq and is a predicted model, not a curated record. Lineage: Eukaryota; Metazoa; Arthropoda; Insecta; Hymenoptera; Braconidae. Gene Ontology annotation, cellular component: ciliary base; axoneme.